Messenger RNA from Cryptosporidium ubiquitum, 6210 nucleotides. RefSeq names its product LPS glycosyltransferase. Bases 1 to 6210 code for a protein of 2069 amino acids. Gene Ontology annotation, cellular component: cytoplasm. Gene Ontology annotation, molecular function: 1,4-alpha-glucan branching enzyme activity. The record is from RefSeq and is a predicted model, not a curated record. Gene Ontology annotation, biological process: carbohydrate metabolic process. NCBI's taxonomy places the organism in Eukaryota, Apicomplexa, Conoidasida, Eucoccidiorida, Cryptosporidiidae. The transcript has a single exon.
AUGAGUGAUAGGGGGGAACUUGAGUUGGAUAAAAAUGUGAACAGAAUGCGGUUGGAAUUGGAGGAGGCUCUGGAUAUUUUAACAUGCCAUGAAAAUGAGGAGAUAAAAAGCACUAGAGAAGGUGAAUGCUGCAUUCUGGACUCUUAUCCAUUAAGUAUGACUCUAAUAAGAUGUGAAAACGACAAAGAAAAACUAGGUCUAAUAAUUCAACUUAAGGAAUUUUCUAGAAUGGUUAAAGGAAGCUAUUGGAUGGUCUUGGAGGAUAACAAAGAUCCAAGAAAUUUAUAUAUGCUUGAAUUCUUCAAUUAUAAUGAUGGGAUUUUUAGAAAUAAGACGUUCGAAGUAAUUGGAGAUAGGAACGAAAGGGAGAUCUUGCAGAAUUACUUUUCCCACUCAAACUCAAUUUUGAAUAUGAAUGGAGGAAAUAAGUGCGAGAAUGGUAAUGAUAAAUGGAUGAUGACUACUUUAAGAAGGAGGAGAGAUAUUGAGAAUUCACGAAACAAUUUAGGAUUAGCUUUUUGUAAUUCUUUUCUAAAGGAAAGUGGCGAAAGAAUCAGAAACUUUGAUUUAUCUUCUUUAACAUUUAUGGUAAAAUUCAGUGAAGUUGGCAAUAUUUCAGAACUUAUAAGCGAAGUUGAGGCAUUAUAUGGGGAUUAUUGGUUAAAUAAGAUAGAAGAAUCAUUCCUAGCUGUUUUCUGCUUUAGCAUUGAGAAUAAAUUAGAUACCCAAGUAAGAUUUGAAGACGAAUUGGAGAAGAUGUCUUUGUCCAGCCCUAAGAAGGAUGCUUAUAUGAUUCACAUAUUCACCAGCCCAACGGACUAUGCAAUGGUAACAAGCACUUAUAAUUGGAGUAGCUACGUUUCUUCCCUCAAAAAUUUGGCUCAGGGGGAAGUUAGAGCAGAAUUUAUAACACAGAAGCUGAUUUAUAACUCUCUGGAAAGCUUUGAAGAUUUGAACAUAUUCAGAAUAAUGGAUUCUGAAAGAGAUUUGGAAAUUAAGGAAAAUAUAAUGGAGGGAGGCAACUUAGAUAGCAAGUCGGUAACAACCACCACUUCAAAUUGCUACUCAACAGAUUCUUGCAAACUAGUAGAUUCAACAAACGGAUUUUCAUCCACAGACCUAGAUUCAGUAACUACCUCCAUUAAUUCAAGCACAGAGAACUUGGUGUUGUCGAAGAAAGGCUCAGUUCUAGAGGGAUUGGAUGAGAACGAGAAAUCUACUGAUAAAGGUCUCAGUACCUUCGGAGAUAACGAAGUGGUUGAGCUCGAAGAAGACCCUCUUUUGGUUUCUGAAUUUUCAAAUUUGAGCUAUUGGGAAUCUGCAAUAAUUGACGCAUCUAACUCUUUUGCUGCUUCCAAUGCUAGAAAAAGAAACCAAAUUUACUCAAAUUUAGCAAUUAAUGGCAAUAAAAGUCAGACAGAUAAGCUAACAGACUGCCAAGAAGUGCCUAUUCUUCAAGAAUCCGUUAAAGACGAGGAGUUUUAUGAGUGCAGAGAAAUGAAAUUUGACACAUGUGCAUUAAAGGCCAAGCUGGCAAAGUCAGUGUGGGGUGGCGCCAAAUGUACUGAUAGAAGCUGCAUGCAGUGCUUUGCAUUACCUCUUACACAUGCACAUGCAGAAUCUGAAAAGGAUUUAAGAGCUACAGAAAGCGAAAAAAUUUGGUGCAAGGAGGGUUUCAGGAAGUUUUGUGAAAUCUACAAAAGCAUGGGUGUUGUAGAACUUAGAAAGAAGUCAGAAUUGGGAAAUGGCAAAAAAGCUUGGUUAAUUAGAGAGUUUAUAGGAGAUGAGCUUUCUGAUCAGGUUUUUUGCUAUGGACUUAAGAGGAGAAGAAGGAGCAUAAAGGAAGGGUUAAGAGCUCUAAGUAUUUACUUAGUGGGAGAUUUUAACGAUUGGAACAAGACUUCUCACCCAAUGCAACUGGAAACAGAAAACAUUUGUUUGAUGAAUCAGGAAUUAUAUGAAGGCUACCCUUCCAUUCCACAUUUCAUGAAAAAUAGGGUCUAUUCAAUAAUUCUGGAUGAAAACAAGCUACAAAGCUUUUUAAGUUGUAAUCCUGAAGCUAAUUCAAUUUCAUUCAAAAUUAGAAUUGUUACUUCUAAAGCCAAUUCUUCAGAAGCUCAGAUGAUGGAAGUAAAUGAUAGCCUUGGAGCAGUUUCAUCCCAAGAACUGGAGACUUACAGACUACUCUCAUAUUCAAGGUCUUUGGUCACUUCAGGAAUCAAAGAUAGUACUGAAAACGCUUUGAUGAAUUGCAACUUUUACUUGGGUGACCAAACUGAAUUUGAAAGCCCAAGAAAUAGAAGUCUCAAAUAUCCUCUUCCAAGGUGUGUUUCAAAGCCCAAGACUCUAGGAUUUUUAAGGGCAAAUAAGGAUAAGACCCUUGAAUCUGACGAAGGGGACUGGCCAAUAUCUGUUGGAAGCAUUGUCAAAGAGCUUGUAACAAAUUUGAGACAGUCUCCUUUGUACAUAUAUGAAGCAAAUAUUGCUUUUUCAUCCAAAAAUAAAGGGGAAUUUGGAACUUUUGCAAGCUUUAGAGAGAAUGUACUUCCAAGAAUAUCAAGAGGCGGAUAUAACUGUUUGCUAUUAACUGGUCUAUUGGAGCACUAUCAAUUCUUCAACAAAAGCCAAUACCCAUUCAAUUAUUUUGUUCCAUAUAGUAAAUAUGGUACUCUGGAUGAGUUUAAGGACCUAAUGGAUGAUUGCCAUUCAAGAGGAAUUGCAGUGCUUAUGGACUUUAACCUCACUUUUGCUGAUAUUACAAACUCAAACUCAAUGCUACAGCCGUGCGAUAGGGAAAUGAACAAUAACUUAAGUAAUUUACAAGAUAUUAUAGAUACUGAUGAGAUUAAUAUGCGUACAGGAAGCGAAGUAAGUAGUGGAAACAUAAGUAGGGAAGGUUCUUUUGUACUUGGAAGUGGAGGAAGCAACAGUACUAUUAAUAGUAAUACAAUCAGAGUUGAUGAGCUAUUUUUGGAUGACUCCAUUGUAGAUUUGUACGAGUCAUUUAUGCUGACUAAUUUAAAUACAUUCAAUCCAAGUUUCUUUAAACAUACUCCAGACGUGAUUUCUUCGCUUUUUGCUUUCAACAAAAGUUACAGUAGACUUAAUUUGGGAUAUAUUCCAAUGCUGGCUCAGAUCCUUUCUUCAUUUCAUUAUCUGAUGAAUCAACUGGGUAUUGAUGGUUUUAGAUUCACUGUUCCAGACUUAUCAGAAGAGCAAGAGAAAUACUCGUGCAUCUCGUCAAUUUUGGCUUUGAUUAAUGAUACUAUUCAUACUAUUAAGCCAUUCGCAGUAACAAUAGCAAAUGAACUUCUUUUGAGAGGAAAUGAUGAUAAGGCUUGCUCAGAGCUUACAGUUCCUUUGGAGUAUGGAGGUAUGGGAUUCGACUAUGUUUGGGAUAAUUCAAUUUGCAGUUCCCUACAAAGUAUCAUACUAAAGAACCCAUCCAGUUUGAAUAUAAAGAAAGACAUAAUUGACGAGCUACUUCCUCAAGAAGAUAAAAUGAGGAACUCUAACAAGAAAAUCAGAAUUUUGUACAAAAACAGAGAAAAACAAAAUUUUAUUGAUACAGGAGAUGAUAGUGAAAAUAUAAAUGGUAGUUAUUUAAACAAAGGGGGAUCUGACUUACAUACAGUUGAGUUUGUUUCCAAAAGAUUAUAUGGGAUAGAAUCUUUGGAAAUGAAAACAGUAACUCAGAACCCACUUAGAAUUGCAAUGUUUAGUUGGGAAAGUCUCCAUACUCACUUGGUUGGUGGAGUCUCGCCUCAUGUUUCAGAACUAUCUGCAAGUCUAGUACGACUAGGACACGAAGUCCAUCUAUUCACAAGAGCAACAACAUCAGCAUAUGUGAUCAAAGUUCAUGAUGGAGUAUUGUAUCAUGAGUGUCCUUUCCAAUUGAAUUCUGAUUUUGUGACUGAAAUUACAAAUAUGUGUAAUUCAUUUGUUUAUUAUAUGCAAAGGUGGGAAGAUGGGCUAACAAAGGUACCGGAUUAUCCAAUGCUUAAAAAUGUGAAAAAUGGGUAUCGAUUUAAUAUUUGCCAUUGCCAUGAUUGGCUAGCAGCCCCUGUAUUGACAAGUUUAAGAAGAAUUGGAAAUAAUAAUAGGACAACCAUUUUCACAGUGCAUUCAACUGAAUAUGGUAGAUGUGGAAAUCAGUCGUUUGGAGGACAAAGUAGCAGAAUAGCUGAUAUAGAGAGGGAGGGAUGCCAUACUGCAGAUAGACUGAUUUGUGUAAGUGGGGUGUUGGCAGAAGAGGUAUGCAGACUUUUUGGGGUUAACAGGAACAAAAUUAAAGUAAUUUAUAAUGGAAUUCAUUGCAGGACUUUUGAUAGAGUAGUAAUGAAUGAUGCUGGAGAAGUUAAAAGGCAAUAUGGUAUAGGACCUCUAGAACCAACAUUUCUAUGUGUUGCAAGAAUGGCUCUACAAAAGGGAGUAGAUUUGCUUAUUGAGGCGGUGCCUAGUAUAUUAAAAUAUCGUAAUGAUACAAAAUUUAUUAUAGUUGGAGAUGGACAUCAGAAAGAUGAAAUUGUUCGUAGGUCCCACCAGUUAGGCAUAUACAAUUCGGUCAGAUUUGUUGGAAAGAAGUUGGGAGAUGAUGUAAUCAGACUUUAUAAGGCUUGCGACGCAGUUGUAGUACCGUCUAGAAAUGAGCCAUUUGGAAUUGUUGUAUUGGAAGGAUGGACAGCUGGAAAACCUGUUGUUGCUACCACUAGUGGUGGCCCCAGGGAUUUCUUAACUCCAAAUGUAGAUGGGUAUUUGGUAGAGCCAUGUAAAGAUAGUAUUGCUUGGGGAUGCUGUGAGAUACUAAAAAACUUUGAUCAUUCAAGAUGGAUGGGAUCUAGGGGUAGAGUAAAGGCAGCUUAUUCAUUUUCUUGGGAUUCCAUUGCUCAAAUAACAAGUUUUCUGUAUUUUGAGCAGUGUAAUGUUUUAGACGUUGCUCCGAGCCUGAUUUUAAAGCCUAAUACACCAUUAAUUCUUCAGUCCUUUGGAGAAAAUGCUCUUUAUCAUCAUAUGAUGGUGUUUGAUGGUUUUGAAAAGUCAGUCUUUGCUCUUAAGCAAUUGAAGUUACUUGUAUUAACAAUGAUGGCCUUUGCAAAGAAUGGAGUUUUUCAGAGCAUGGGCUCUGAAUUUGGUAACCCCGAUUCUUUUGAUCUACCUAGACCAAAUAAUGACAUGGAUGUUAGCAAAAUGUGUUGUAGAUGGGACUUGGCAGAUAACAAGAGUCUAAAGUUCAAACAUUUAGAGUUCUUCAAUACUAUAUUGAUUCGUCUCGAAAAGUCUCUAAACUGGAUAGUCAGAAAUAACAUUCAGGAUUAUAAUAUCUGCAAUAAUUAUUUGAGCACAUUCACAGAAGGUGUAGAAGGAGAGUUAAAUAAGAGCGGUUUUUCUUCAGCUUGUUCUAAAUUAACUUCUCCUUUAAUUAAAAGCAGCACCUCAGUAAUACCUUCAGAAAUUUCUCCAGCUUCCAAAUUUUCCAAGAAGCCAGUAACAAAGAAUCAGGCAGUUAUUAAAAGAUUAGAUGAGGUUUCUGGAGAUAGUAAUCUAAUAGAUAAUGAGUCCGUUAUUUACUUGGAUUCAACUCCAAACAGUGGACAAGAAGGUUCAAAAUCUAUCCAAAAAAUCUUUUCUAGAGGAAAAAGUAUUGACAAUUUUUCCAAGGAUUCGCUGAAGAUCUUAACAACAGAUAGUUUGUAUAAUUCAUCAUCUAAUGUUAAUGUUAUUUUAUGCCAUGAAUUGGACAAAGUAUUGGUGGUUGAAAGAAAUAACUGCGUUUUUGUUUUCAACUACAGCGAUAAGUACUAUAAUAAUUACGGAUUUGGAAUUUCAAGCGAACUUCCUCAGAGCCUAAUAAUUGAUACUCAAGAUGAGAGAUUUGGAGGGGACAAGAAAUACCAUGUUAUUGGUAACUUCUGUUCUUGUUCUGUCAAAUCUGAGCAAGGAUUCAAGCUAUUUGACUCAAACUCAGAACCUGCCAAUAUUAACUCUAUUAAUAAUAAAGCAUUCCAAAAGUCUUUUCAACAUGAAUCUCCUUAUAGAUUUAUUAAUACAAAGUCUCUCAAGCAAACCGUCUUCCUCAAUAUAUCUCCCUUCUCAGCCUAUGUAUUGGCUCCUUCUAUUCUUAUUCAAGAUUUUCCUUGUGAGACGGUCGGAGAUAAAUUAUUUUAUCAAAGCAUCGACAAUUUUGUUGAUUCACUUGGUUUAUUCUGCUAA